Stylonychia lemnae is the source of this 1620-nucleotide messenger RNA. NCBI's taxonomy places the organism in Eukaryota, Ciliophora, Spirotrichea, Sporadotrichida, Oxytrichidae. The record is from the annotation of a GenBank genome assembly.
AUGAAGCAGGAUUUAGAUCAAAUAAGGGGUCAUAUUAACCUUAAGCAAGAUUUGCUAAUUUAGGAGUAAACAGAAUUAAUUGAAGAGUAUCAGAAACUAAUCAAAUAUGAACGCAAAGAAUAGGAUAAAAUUGAAGAACACUUUAAUAAGAUACAACAGAUUCUUUUAAAGCUAAAGUCCUAAUAGAGAUAAAAGCUAAGAGAUCUAAUGUAGCCAUUCAAAACGGGCUGUGAAUAGCAAAUCAAGAAAAAUCAUGAAGAACAGGAAUCUCUGGCUUAUUACGUCUCAGAGAUUCGAAGCAUUGAUGAGGAAAUUCGUUUUUCAAGGGAUCUAAGGCAAACUAUGGAUAGCAUCUAAAAUCUUGUUGAAGAUAUAAAGCAAAAGGAUAUUGAUAUAAACUUGAGAUAGAGAGAGCUCUUUGAAGGGGUAAGCGAAUACAUGAAACAAAGAAUUAGGUAUAGUACCAAGCAGAUUGAUGACACUUUGAUUUAAAAUGAGUUAUAGAAUCUAUCAGGGGAAUUUAAUGUUAUUUACCCUAAGGAAAAACAUCUAAACUUAAGUCUAAAUCAAAUUAUUAGUAUUGAUCCAUAGAAAAAAUCAUGCUAGUUUGAGUUUGCUGAUUUAGAUGUAAAUUUUUAAAGCUUUUGUAACUUAAACAUAAGAGAGAUUAGAAAGGUGUUUAUCCAUUUCUAGAUCAAUCAAACUGGAGGUUACUAAUCACUUAAUUGUGCUGAAUCAAAAGAAUUAUUUAGCUUUUUUGACCUAGAUAACAUGACUUUUAAUAAUCUCGACUGCACACUUAGAAUGAAUACUCCAAGAAAAGACUAUUCACUAUGCUAUUAAUAUAUAAAAGAGAAAAAUUAUUAAGAACUGAAUAUUUAUGCAGUAAGUGGAUAGAAUUCAAAAGACUUUUAGAUAGCUUAAUCAAUAGAAAGAUUAGACUUCUAAGAUCCCAAGGAUAUAAAAUGGUAGAUUGUAGGAUCACUUGAGAUACCUAGAAUCAAAGCUUAGUCUAUAGUUAUAGAUGAUAACAUAUAUGUAUUUGGAGGCUAUGGAAAAACCUUAAAAAAUCUUGCUUUUGUUGAGAUCAACUAAAUAGAAAGAUUGAGAAUCAACAGGUAUUAAUAGCAGCAAAAAAUGAUUAGUGAAAUACUUAAUCUCAAGAUAGAUAACAUGCUUGUUAGAAAAAUAAAAAGCUUACAUUAAAUUGAUGACAUUGGUGGUAUAAUUCUUGUCUCUCAGGAUUUGAACAAACCUAGUAACACCUUCGAUAUUACAUUAUUUACUGUGCUUGAUAACUACCAGCUUGAGAAUAAAGCACACAUAAAUAUCUAAUAUAACACAGCUAAUAAAAUGAGUAAUCCUCCAUAGCUUAUUUAAUCCUGCAACUUCAAAGAGAAAUUUUACCUUGCCUCAAGCGAUCAAUUAUAGCUAUUCAAUUUUACACAAGAUUUCAUCACUAAUAAGAAGCUGAAUGACUAUAACAACUUGUGCUUAGAUGAUCUUUAAGAUUUUAGAUUUGCCUUUGAUAAUAGAAAUUCAAGAAUGAAGUAAAAGAGGUUAAACUCAAAAUGUGAUUUUGAGUUAUAGACCUUAAAGGGGUCCUAUUGUUUUGAAUGA